AUGUACAGACUCAACUGCUUUGUCUUGGGUGAUGAUCCUCUCCAUGUAUUUGAGAUUAAGAUUGCACCGACAGAGAGCGUCAGUGCCCUCCAAAAUGCUAUCAAAGAACAGAAUAAGCAUGAAUUCGAUGGUGUUGAUGCUAAGGCUCUCAAGCUAUGGAAGGUCGACCUGCCUGUCGAUGAGAUGAUCGAGCACAGUCUUAGCAGUCUUACACUUGGCACAAUGAAAUCCCUAUCACCUGUGACGAAAUUGCAGAAAGUUUUCUCUGAAAUACCUGAGGAUGAACACCUGCAUAUUGUUAUCGAAGGCCCACCUGCCGUGUCUUCUAAACCGCUCCACCUCAACUGCUUUGUCUUGGGUGAUGAUCCUCUCCAUGUAUUUGAGAUCAAGAUUGCACCGACAGAGAGCGUCAGUGCCCUCCAAAAUGCUAUCAAAGAACAGAAUAAGCAUGAAUUCGAUGGUGUUGAUGCUAAGGCUCUCAAGCUAUGGAAGGUCAAGAUCAAUUUGAACGACCCACACUUACUCAACGCGAUCAGAGAUGAAGGCGUGGAGUUGAAGCCGUUAACCAAACUGUCCGAAGUGUUCACGGAUGGAGUAGAGUGUGGAUGUAUUCAUGUCAUCGUACAACAUCCUGCCGUUGCACGAGACAGGAGUAUGCAAGGCCUAACCGAUUAUAUGGCGGAGCUCAACAAAGAGUUCAAGAACGCUCUUCACUUAAGCUAUCCCCCUGCGUCAGUAGCUGCUAAAUCCAAAGAAUAUUGCACUAUACAGGGCGGGCCCACCAAAAUAUACGACGGUCGCUACGCUCGCGAAAAGCCAGCCGAUACGAGUGCACCACCAAUACAGUUGUUCAACCCGGCAUUCGCUUACUUCUCAAGCAAAGCGUUCGAUCCUGAAUACGCUGUACCCGAUGAGACACUGCGUGACAUUCAGAAGCUCAUGACUAAAUUUGCAGCUAUCCAUGCCAGCGAGGAUGACCGCCAACAAAAUGUUACUUCUCUGCUGGAGAAGGUGAUCCAACAACCUUUGCUUCACGUGAAAAGUCGUCGUGGCAAAUGUAUUCCCGAUGCUGUAGCGCUCUAUCCUCAUAAAAACAUUCCGAUACACCUCAUGGUAGUUGAGGAGAAGAACGAGUUUGGAGAUGGAGGUUCAGACCCUUCGGUCCAGGCGUCAUUCUCAUUUCACGCGGAUCUUCGCUCAAAGUGUAAUUGCCCUGCCUUCUUGGUUGCUCAUGCUGGACCUUGGCUAGCAGUUCUGGGCGCGGUCUUCACGGAGAAGUAUAUAGUCCAACGGCUUACGGACUUCAUCUGGAUCCCAGACCGCUCUGCACUCGAUGAUGGCCAGUUUCUUCGAAUUGGGCGCGUCCUGUAUGCACUUAGGGAAUCGGUUGUGCGGCUCACAGACUGGUAUAAAAAUGUCUUGCAAUGCAUUGAGCGGCCGUACAAUGCAUCCUAUCCUACUGUACACCCUCGCUUUUAUCCAACCCCAGAUACCUAUCUACACGACAAGAUUCCCGUGCAAUUCAAAUAUGAGCGGUCCCUGGAACGCGAUGCUUCCUGUGUGACUUACCUGGCGAAGACGAAGGAGGACAACCCGAUCAAUGUCGUUGUAAAGUUCGUCACCAGGUACGGCGAGGACGUCCACAAGGCGAUGGCAGAAGCUGGGUUCGCGCCGAAGCUCCUGUAUUACGGAAAAAUUGAUGUCGUGGAGGGGAUGCCAUCAUAUGGCGGGCUGCGGAUGGUAGUGAUGGAAUAUGUGGACGGACCGACGGCCUAUAGUUCACCGCAACUGCCUCCCAGCUUUCACCAAGAGCUCACGAAUGCAAUCGAGUACUGUCACGGGAAGGGAUUCGUGUUUGGUGAUCUCCGGAAGCCGAAUGUCAUGAUCACGAAGGACGGAAAAGUGCAAUUGAUCGAUUUCGACUGGGCUGGACGCGAAGGCGAGGUCACAUACCCUGUAUCCAUCUCUCCCGCUAUUGACUGGCCGGAGGGGGUGCAAGGAUUAGGGCCUAUACUGAAACAACACGAUCAUGAUAUGCUAGUGCGCUACCGUAAUUAG
This is a messenger RNA of Suillus subalutaceus, 2058 nucleotides long. RefSeq lists its product as uncharacterized. Gene Ontology annotation, molecular function: ATP binding; protein kinase activity. Gene Ontology annotation, biological process: protein phosphorylation. The coding region runs from base 1 to 2058 and encodes 685 amino acids. The record is from RefSeq and is a predicted model, not a curated record. The transcript has 6 exons. NCBI's taxonomy places the organism in Eukaryota, Fungi, Basidiomycota, Agaricomycetes, Boletales, Suillaceae.